Messenger RNA from Polychytrium aggregatum, 477 nucleotides. RefSeq lists its product as uncharacterized. The coding region runs from base 1 to 477 and encodes 158 amino acids. Lineage: Eukaryota; Fungi; Chytridiomycota; Chytridiomycetes; Polychytriales. The record is from RefSeq and is a predicted model, not a curated record. Gene Ontology annotation, molecular function: protein binding. The transcript has 3 exons.
AUGGCAAAGGAUCGGCUGGUGGUGGGGGACACGGGGCAGGCGCAUCCCGUCAAGACAAGCAAAUCCCGUCAAGGCAAGUGCUUCCCGUCAAGGCAAGUGCUUCCCGUGGGAGAGCCGAAUCAAAACGGUAUCCAUCAAUAUCCACUCUCCGCACUCUCCGUGCUCUCCAAACUGUGCCAGCCGGGAUCGGAGCACAAAGCAUUUUUCGGGAUCGCCCAGGACCAGGCGAGGGCGGUCGAUACCUUCGAGCGACUCGCCAACGAUGGCCACAGCGCUUUCCGCUGGUACAGCAAGUCGGCCGACUUGGACGGCUCGCAUGCACGGCGGAUAGUUGGUGUUUACCGCUGCAAUGAGAGCGGGGUUGCCCUCAACUACGUCAAGGACGUUGACGCUGCGAUCGACUGUUACAGUAAAGCCACUGACCAGCGUCUACACUGGGCCGUCUCCAAUCUCAAGAACAUUGGCAUAUGGUCCUGA